Molecule: messenger RNA, 1524 nt
Organism: Nelumbo nucifera (sacred lotus)
Lineage: Eukaryota; Viridiplantae; Streptophyta; Magnoliopsida; Proteales; Nelumbonaceae
Source: RefSeq, a predicted model, not a curated record
AUGGAGUUGUCAUUCAUAGGGUAUGAAGCUUUCAGCUUAGUAUUGCUUCUCUUCAUCUCCAUGAUAUGGUACAUACAACACAGGAAGGAAGUUCUAACCCAAUGGCCAUUGCUUGGUUCGUUCCCCUCCCUCCUGCAUCACAUUCACCACGUCAAUGAAUGGUCAGUGGAGGUUUUCCUCAAGCAUUGCACCGGCUCCGUCGUCUUGAAGGGUCCCAUCUACUCAAAACUCGAGUACCUGGCGACUUGCCAUCCCAACAACCUCGAGUACAUGCUCAAGAGCAACUUCGUCAACUAUCCUAAAGGCCCGGAUUACAAGGAGAAGUUAGACAUCCUUGGCGAUGGAAUAUUCAACAUAGAUUUUGGGUUGUGGUUAGAACAGAGGAAGAUAGCUCACUCAUGUUUCAGGUCUUACGACUUCCGAAGCUUCAUUGCAGAUACGAACAGGAAGGUAAUCGGGGACAAGCUUGUUCCUCUGGUAGCUCAUAUGGCCAGGCAAGGGUGUACGUUUGAUUUGCAAGAUUUGUUUCUGAGAUUCACAUUCGAUACCAUCAUGAUUAUCUUAUUUGGAAGAGACCCAGAAUGUGUUUCCUUGAAAUUUCAUCCCAACAAGUAUGCCCAAGCCAUGGAUGAUGCACUUGAAGCUGCCCUUUAUAGGUUCGCAAUGCCCAACUCGCUUUGGAAAUUCAUGCGUUUAUUGAAGAUUGGAACAGAGAAGAAAUUGGCCGACGCAUGGGAAACUCUGGAUCUUAUGAUGUCAGAAAGCAUUUCUCUAACAAGAGAAGAUAUUCUUAAAGGAGUAGAAGGACAUAAUCUGCUCUAUAUGUACCUGAAAUCUCAAAGAGUAGAAAGAAAUGAUCUGUCCAAGAGUGGUGAGAAGUUUGUUAGAGAUAACAUGCUCAACUUCAUCUUCGCGGGAAGAGAUACAACGGCUUCGGGUCUCAGUUGGUUCUUUUGGCUGGUUGCCAAACACCCUCAUGUGGAAGCAAAGAUCUUGCAGGAAUUAAGGCUUGCUUGCAUGAAGAAGGUCAGAAACAAGUGGCCAUGUGUGUUUGAUUCAGACGAUCUCAGAUCCUUAACGUACUUGCACGCAGCGGUCUGUGAAUCACUACGGCUGUAUCCUCCGCUUCCUCUAAAUAGCAAGGGAGCUGUUAAAGAAGAAAUCCUCCCUGACGGAAGCAUCACUCGACCCGGGAUGCAGAUCAUACUCUGCUUUUAUGCUGUUGCAAGGAUGCCAUGGGUUUGGGGGGACGAUUGUUCAGAGUUCAAACCAGAGAGAUGGAUUUCUGAAGAUGGGACCUUGGACAAUCAACAGAUGUCCAAGUUUUUCACUUUCAGUCUUGGGCCCAGAACUUGCAUAGGGAAGGAAACAGCAAUCAACCAGAUUAAGUUGACUGCUGCAGCUCUUCUCUACAACUUCCAUGUUCAAGUCUUGGACAGUCAGUCGGUUUCCAUAAAGCCAUCUCUUGUCCUUCAUAUGAAGAAUGGGCUCUUGGUCAAUAUAAAAGAAAGAGUAAAUUGGUGA